CAAGGCUUUGGCGCGCCGCUGAGUGUUGCAGGAGUGGGAACCCGGGUGUCUAGCAGCAGCGUUCGCACGAUGCCCAAGUGGAGCCUGCGGCGGAGGCCGGGCCGCACACUCGGACUCCUGCUGCUGCUGGUCUUGAGCUUCCUGGUGCUCCGCAGGUUGAACUGGAGCUCUCUGGUUCCCCUAUGGCUCCAACGUCCGCGCCUGGGACUUCGAACAAAAGGCUCAAACUUCAUGCUAGAGGACUCCACCUUUCAGAUUCUGGGGGGAUCCAUACACUACUUCCGUGUGCCCAGGGAGUACUGGAGGGACCGCCUGCUCAAACUGAAAGCCUGUGGCUUGAAUACCCUUACCACCUAUGUGCCGUGGAACCUGCAUGAGCCAGAAAGAGGCAAAUUCGACUUCUCUGGGAACCUGGACCUAGAGGCCUUUAUCCAGCUGGCUGCGAAGAUUGGUCUGUGGGUGAUUCUGCGACCAGGCCCCUACAUCUGUAGUGAGAUUGACCUCGGGGGCUUGCCCAGCUGGCUCCUCCAAGACCCUGACAUGAAGCUGAGAACAACUUACCAUGGCUUCACUAAGGCAGUGGAUCUUUACUUUGACCACCUGAUGUCCAGGGUGGUGCCGCUUCAGUAUAAGCAUGGGGGACCCAUCAUUGCCGUGCAAGUGGAGAAUGAAUAUGGUUCCUAUAACAAAGACCGUGCAUACAUGCCUUACAUCAAGAAGGCGUUGGAAGACCGUGGCAUCGUUGAGAUGCUGCUGACCUCAGACAACAAAGAUGGCCUGGAAAAGGGAGUUGUCGAUGGAGUGCUGGCCACCAUCAACUUACAGUCACAGCAGGAGCUGACAGCACUAAACAGUGUUCUCUUGUCUAUACAGGGGAUUCAACCCAAGAUGGUGAUGGAGUACUGGACAGGGUGGUUUGACUCAUGGGGUGGCUCCCACAAUAUCUUGGAUUCCUCUGAGGUCCUGCAAACAGUGUCUGCCAUCAUCAAAGACGGCUCCUCCAUCAACCUGUACAUGUUCCACGGAGGCACAAAUUUUGGCUUCAUCAACGGAGCCAUGCAUUUUAACGACUACAAGGCUGACGUUACCAGCUAUGACUAUGAUGCUAUACUGACAGAGGCUGGAGACUACACUGCCAAAUACACCAAGCUUCGAGAACUCUUUGGAACCUUCUCAGGUGUUCCUCCACCUCCCCCACCUGAGCUUACUGCUAAGAUGGUCUAUGAGCCAAUGAGUCCGUCUUUCUACCUAUCACUGUGGGAUGCUCUCCCGUUCCUGGAUAAGCCAGUCACAUCUGAGAUACCCAUCAACAUGGAGAACCUGCCAGUGAACAAUGGUAACGGGCAGGCCUUUGGGUAUGUUCUGUACGAGACCGCCAUCUUUUCAUCUGGUGUCCUCAGUGGCCUCGUGCGUGACAGAGGACAGGUCUUCUUGAAUAGAGUAUCUGUAGGCUUCCUGGACUAUAAAACAACAAAGAUCACGAUCCCUUUGACCCAGGGUUACACCAUACUGAGGAUCUUGGUGGAGAAUCGUGGGCGAGUCAACUAUGGAAAUAACAUUGACAGUCAGCGCAAAGGUUUAAUUGGAAAUCUCUACCUGAACAAUAAACCCCUGAAAAACUUCAAAAUCUACAGCCUGGACAUGACAAAGCAGUUUCUUCAGAGGUUGGACACAGACAAGUGGAGCGUCGUACCCAAAGAACUUACCUUUCCUGCUUUCUUCCUGGGUGCCUUGUCAGUUGGCAUUUACCCUUCUGACACAUUUCUGAAGCUGGAGGGCUGGGUGAAGGGGGUUGUAUUCGUCAAUGGUCAAAACCUUGGACGCUACUGGAACGUAGGACCUCAGGAGACUCUCUACCUCCCAGGUGUCUGGCUGGACAAAGGACUCAACAAGGUUAUCAUUUUCGAAGAGACAAUGUCAGGUUCCAUCGUACAGUCUACUGACAUCCCCCACCUGGGCAGGAACCAGUAUGUUAACUGAACAGCAGUCCCAGCAGUCCCUGCUGUGGUUGGCAGCUUCCUUCCUUCCUCUCCUGCAGGAGAAGUCGUCAUAACUAGCAACCUCAGGGAAUGAAGGGCUACCGUCAACUCAGACCAAAUUCCUAAGCCUGAGGGGACUGAAGAGAAGACGGGGUAGCACUGUCUGGGAUACACGCAGUGAGAUGUCUUCUCUUCUGGUUUUGUGGAAGGCACUUUCUGCUCCCCUGAUCUUUCAGGGGAGGCCAUAGGACUGUCUCUGAGGGUGGCGUAUAUAGUUAUACAUCACCUCCGAGGAACGAGCUGAACCUGUGUGGGUACAGCCCUCUUCUGGAAGUGCAAGCCUCACUGCCCAGCCUGCUGGUGCUGGCUUGGCUUUUUGACCAUUCCCAGCAGUGUAUGGUCACAUCGUAGACAGUCUCUUUGUGAUCCUAAAUUCAGGGGUUUGUCAUCGCUUGUAGAGUAAAGAGAACAGGGGGUCUUAUAGGAAUCAAGUUUAUUUUUUGACUUUGCACCUUCCAGUUCUGGGGAUCUGGAAGAAACGUGUCUUUUCCUUUUCACUUUGUCUCUUACUACAUGAAUCAGUUGAUAAACCGAGCCUAAGAGAAACAGGCGUGUUCAGUACUUAUCGCCCAUGGUAAGAACUUGGUGUUUCAGCAGAAACCACCUCACACCCAUGCUCUCAGGAAGGGGAUGACAGAAGGCCUAGGGAGGCGGUACUGGGCAGCUGCGCCCCACUGCAGCAGACUCUGGGGUUAGCUACAGCCCACAGGUCUAGCACUGUUCUUGUUUCUAGCUCAGUGAUUAGUUGAACACUCUUCUUCUCCCUUCCUGACCAAACAGCAGGAAGGAGGAAAGGCAGCCUUCUGCCACACAGUCUUAGUUGAGAUUGAAGGCUCUUGUUCAAGGGAUCAAGUGCAAUGGCUUGGCUUGGGCUUGCCCUUCUAAAUUGCAAUACAUUUGAGGCCAACCGUCUUUGUGGAUGUCCCAAGCUUGUCUGUGCCACUCUCAGUCAUGGGAGAAGGUGACCCUUCAGGAUGCGGCUACCGAUGGUACCCGGCUGGCAGGUGACCCAAGCUGCUGGCUCCUUACCACCUUGCCUGAUUUCAAUUCUCCUUGAAAUGGCAUUGCAUUAGGAGCAGUCCAAUCUAAGGCUGGUAGUUAAGAACUUUCUAGAAAGCUAAGCCACAAUGUAUCAGUUAGCUCUAGGAGAUGGUUUCUCUUCCUAAACUACAUCUCACCCGGACUGCUCCAAGUAAUAGUGGAAAUCAGUACGCAUCUGUGAGUGCAGAGCCCAGUGGAGAUGGGUUAGGCAAGAACAGGCAAACGGAGAGGCUUACAGACUGACAGCAUGGCGCCCCGCCCCC
Molecule: messenger RNA, 3343 nt
Organism: Apodemus sylvaticus (European woodmouse)
Lineage: Eukaryota; Metazoa; Chordata; Mammalia; Rodentia; Muridae
Product: beta-galactosidase-1-like protein 2
Exons: 19
Coding region: 70-1980 (636 amino acids)
Biological process (GO): carbohydrate metabolic process
Cellular component (GO): vacuole
Molecular function (GO): beta-galactosidase activity
Source: RefSeq, a predicted model, not a curated record